UAGAAGAAAUGCAGGAAAAUUGAUGUGUAUAAAUAGAGGAUGGAGAUGAGAUGUGAGCAUAGAGGAAGUGAGAAGUGAAAAAGAUUGUGAAAUGGGUUGUAUGCGUAUAUCAGUAGUAGCAGUGUUGUGUGCAUUAGUGAUGAAUGGAGUGUCGUGUGCAGAUUUGAGUUCUACUUACUACCACACAACAUGCCCUCAACUAUAUUCCAUUGUCUAUGGAGUCAUCAACCACGCUUACAUCACUGAUCCCCGCAUUGCUGCCAACCUCAUCAGGCUUCAUUUUCAUGAUUGCUUUGUUCAAGGUUGCGAUGGAUCAGUUUUGCUGAAUAACACUGAUAGCAUAGAAAGCGAACAAGAUGCAGCUCCAAAUAUCAAUUCAUUAAGGGGUUUGGAUGUGGUUAAUAACAUCAAGACAGCAGUGGAAGAUAGUUGUCCAGAGACAGUUUCUUGUGCUGAUAUUCUUGCCAUUGCAGCUGAAGUAGCUUCUGUUCUGGGAGGAGGUCCAUCAUGGUCAGUUCUAUUAGGAAGAAGGGAUAGCUUAACAGCAAACAGAACCCUUGCCGAAACAAACCUUCCAGCACCACACUUCACACUUUAUCAACUUAAACAAUCUUUUGCUGCUCAAGGUCUCAACACUACUGAUUUAGUUUCACUCUCAGGUGCACAUACGUUUGGACAAGCACACUGCAACAAUUUCAUCGACAGAUUAUACAAUUUCAACUACACUGGAAGUGCUGAUCCAACUCUGAAUAGCACUUACUUGAAAGCAUUGAGUGAGAUAUGCCCAGUAGAUGCUACUGAGGAUAACCUCGCCGAUUUGGAUCUGAUAACUCCUAAUCAAUUCGAUAACAAAUACUACUCCAAUCUUCAAUACCAGAAUGGGCUGCUUCAGAGCGACCAAGAACUCUUCUCCACUUCUGAUGCUGAUACCACUGACCUUGUGAAUAGCUUCAGCAGUGACCAAAGUGUUUUCUUUGAGAACUUUGUAGUGUCAAUGAUAAAAAUGGGUAGUAUUUCAGUGCUGACAGAAGAUGAAGGAGAAAUUCGGUUGCAGUGUAAUUUGGUGAAUGAAGACUCGUCUGGUUUAGUUGGUGUGGCAUCCAAGGCUCCAAAACAGAAGCUCGCAGCAUAUGAACACAUUAUGAGGAUACAAAGAAAAGUUUUGUGGGGUUGGGGUGCAGAUGGGAGGAAAAUAGCUUGGGUUAAAUGGAAAACUUUAUGUAAAUCAAAGAGGGAGGGAGAAGCUUGGAUGAUAGAAAGUGUGGACAGAGAGAAUCUUGUUGGUGGAAUAAUCUCCGAAAGAACAGCCAAAAUGGGUUUUAUGCGUGUAGUACUAAUGGCAGUGUUGUGUUCAUUUGCUUUGCAUGCAGGGUUUUCUGUCACUAAUGCUCAGCUUAGUCCUACGUUCUACAGAACAACAUGUCCAAAUCUAUUCAAUAUUGUGUUUCAAGUCAUCUUUCAAGCUUCCACCACCGAUCCCCGAAUUGGGGCCAGCCUUCUCAGGCUUCAUUUUCAUGAUUGCUUUGUUCAAGGUUGCGAUGGAUCAGUUCUGCUGAACAACACUGAUAGCAUAGAAAGCGAACAAGAUGCAGCUCCAAAUAUCAAUUCAUUAAGGGGUUUGGAUGUGGUCAAUAACAUCAAGACAGCGGUCGAAAAUAGUUGUCCAGGGAGAGUUUCUUGUGCUGAUAUUCUUGCCAUUGCAGCUGAAGUAGGUUCUGUUCUGGGAGGAGGUCCAGGAUGGCCAGUUCUAUUAGGAAGAAGAGAUAGUUUAACAGCAAACAGAACCCUUGCAAAUCAAAACCUUCCUGCUCCUUUCUUCAACCUCACUCAACUUAAAGCAGCAUUUGCUGUUCAAGGUCUCAACACCACUGAUUUAGUUGCACUCUCAGGUGGUCAUACUUUUGGAAGAGCUCACUGCAGCACAUUCAAUAACCGAUUAUACAACUUCAACAACACUGGAAACCCUGAUCCAACUCUGAAUACAACUUACUUAGCAACACUGCGUCUGAUAUGCCCCCAGAACGCAACUGGGAAUAACCUCACCAAUUUGGACCUGACCACACCUGAUCAAUUUGAUAACAAAUACUACUCCAAUCUACAGCACCUCAAUGGCUUACUUCAGAGCGACCAGGAACUCUUCUCUACUCCUGCUGCUGAUACCAUUCCCAUUGUCAACAGUUUCAGCAGUGACCAAAACGCUUUCUUUGCCAACUUUGUAGCGUCAAUGAUAAAAAUGGGAAAUAUUGGAGUGCUCACAGGAACUGAUGGACAAAUUCGCACCCAAUGCAAUUUUGUGAAUGGAAACUCGUUUGGAUUAGCUAGUAUGGCGUCCAAAGAUCCUAAGCAAAACAUGGUUUCUCAAUCUUAAUAAGUUAAUGGAAAGUGUCAUCUGUAAAAGGCAAAUUCUCUUGCUAUAAUAUUGAAAUAAACCACAGAAAUAUGCAUGCAAACGUGAUUUGCUAUGCACCUCUUAUGUGUUUACUUUGAAUCUUAUUAUUGUUCAACCAUCAUUCUCCAUCUUUAUUUUUCCAGCAAUGAAAAACUCGCAAAGAUUUUAUA
Messenger RNA from Vigna radiata var. radiata (mung bean), 2559 nucleotides. RefSeq lists its product as uncharacterized. Gene Ontology annotation, biological process: hydrogen peroxide catabolic process; response to oxidative stress. Gene Ontology annotation, molecular function: heme binding; peroxidase activity. The coding region runs from base 92 to 2368 and encodes 758 amino acids. The transcript is spliced from 10 exons. The record is from RefSeq and is a predicted model, not a curated record. NCBI's taxonomy places the organism in Eukaryota, Viridiplantae, Streptophyta, Magnoliopsida, Fabales, Fabaceae.